AAGCAUAAGAAAGAAAGCAAAGCAAAAGGGAGAGAGUAUGUGUUGUGUUGUGUGUGUGUGGUAAGGUAAUAACCUUCCCUUCACUUUUCUCGUCGGAAUUUUCGUUCUUUCCUUUUACCGAUCACACCCCCUCGAUCCAAUCCAAAUAAUUAAUAUAAACCCUAACCCACCUUCUUCUUCUCAAUUCACUAUUCAAUUCGAUGGACGACGAUUACGCUUCCACCGAUGAAGAUUAUCAAUACUCCGAUCAAGACGUCGAAGAAGAAGAUUCCGUCGGUGAAUUCUACGAAAACGCCGACGAUUCUAUUCAGUUGCCCUCUUCUAUUGCUCCCGCUGCUCAGGUGAUUACGAAGGAAUCACUGAUAGUUGCACAGAAGGAGGACUUGCGCAGAGUGAUGGACAUGCUUUCUGUAAGACAAGAACAUGCACGCAUAAUGCUUAUUUAUCAUCGUUGGGAUGUGGAAAAAUUGUUUGAAGUUUAUGUAGAAAAAGGGAAGGCAUUUAUGUUUGCUCAGGCUGGUGUUAGUGUUGAUGAAUAUCAUGACUCUGGCUCGCUGGAUAGUGCUAUUGUUAUGUGUGAAAUCUGCAUGGACGACAUUCCCAGUGAUGAAGCAACAAGAAUGGACUGUGGUCACUGCUUUUGCAAUACAUGUUGGACACAGCAUUUCUUUGUCAAGGUAAACGAGGGUCAAAGUAAACGCAUCAGAUGCAUGGCUCACAAAUGCAAUUCGAUUUGUGAUGAAGCUGUUGUAAGAACUUUACUUGGUAGAAAGCACCCUGAUAUGGCAGAAAAGUAUGCACGCUUUCUUCUUGAAUCCUACAUCGAAGACAAUAACAAAGUUAAAUGGUGUCCGAGCACGCCACAUUGUGGGAAUGCAAUUCGUGUUGGGGGUGAUGAUGACUUGUGUGAGGUAGAAUGUUCAUGUGGUGAACAAUUUUGUUUUAAAUGCUUGUCAGAAGCACACUCCCCCUGUUCGUGUUUGAUGUGGGAGCUCUGGGAAAAGAAGUGUCGAGAUGAAUCAGAAACUGUUAAUUGGAUAACUGUUCAUACAAAAUCCUGUCCAAAGUGCCACAAACCGGUGGAGAAAAAUGGUGGUUGUAAUUUGGUUAGCUGUAUUUGCGGCCAAGCAUUUUGUUGGUUGUGUGGUGGAGCUACUGGCCGUGAUCAUACUUGGUCAAGUAUAGCUGGUCACAGCUGUGGUCGCUACAAAGAACAAGAGAAAUCAGCUGAGCGGGCAAAGAGGGAUCUCUAUAGGUACAUGCAUUAUCAUAACCGGUAUAAAGCUCACACAGAUUCCUUUAAGCUUGAAAGUAAACUGAAAGAUAUCAUACAAGGGAAGAUUUCUAUUACGGAAGAAAAACAUUCUGGACGAAAAAAAACUGAACUCAAUGAUUAUAGCUGGGUAAAUAAUGGACUCUUGAGACUUUUCAGAUCUAGACGCGUCCUUUCAUAUUCAUAUGCGUUUGCAUUUUAUAUGUUUGGAGACGAGCUUUUUAAAGAACAAAUGUCAGAAGCUGAAAGGGAAAUGAAACAGAACUUAUUUGAGGAUCAACAGCAGCAGUUAGAGGCAAAUGUUGAAAAACUUUCUAAGAUUUUGGAGGAGCCUUUCGACACCUUUAAAUAUGCUAAGCUUAUGGAGAUAAGGAUGCAGAUAAUAACUCUGUCUGCACUCAUUGAUGAUCUUUGUAAAAAAAUGUAUGAGUGCAUCGACAAUGAUUUAUUAGAUUCUAUUAAUCUCGGUAGUGUCCACAGUAUAGCACCAUAUAAAUCAAAGGGCAUAGAGAAGGCUUCAGAGCUUCCGGUUUGUUGGAGCAAUAAAGCUGACAAUACGGUUUGACUUUGUGGAUGCUCAGAAAUGUUACUGAGUGAAAAGGAUUCUUGUAUAUAUGCUGCAAGCGUAGGUGUAACAGCAGAGCUUAAUCAGUCAGAAGAGAGUGGAUGUUCUUCUCGUAAGCGUGCCAGAAAAGAAGGUGGCUUUUUUGAUCUAAACUUGCCAGCUGAAGUUGUAGACAGAAAUUGACUUUGAAGGAGACUUUAUAUACAUCAUAUAGGCGUACAGGUCUAACAUAAAUUGCUUUGCUGCUUUUGAUGGGAUGAAUCAACCAUUUUGGAUUUCACAUUCAUGCAGUUUACCUGUCUCCCCGAGAUAUGUUUCCAAAGGACUUCCGUGUUCCUCCUUUUUGCUUGUACAUAGCCUUGGGGCAUUUAUUUACACCAGUAGAUUAUACAAAUGUCUACUGGGGUAUCUAGAGGACAAUUUUUAGGAUAAGUUUUUAUUUCUAUCUUACUAUGGAGUUCAAGUGAAGGUAACUUCGCCAAUUUUUCUCUUUUUUGGUAACUUUGACAUAAUAAUUUUCCUUUUUUUUUUUUUUUUGGACUCAA
Molecule: messenger RNA, 2383 nt
Organism: Medicago truncatula (barrel medic)
Lineage: Eukaryota; Viridiplantae; Streptophyta; Magnoliopsida; Fabales; Fabaceae
Product: probable E3 ubiquitin-protein ligase ARI1
Exons: 6
Coding region: 201-1838 (545 amino acids)
Biological process (GO): protein ubiquitination
Molecular function (GO): zinc ion binding; ubiquitin-protein transferase activity
Source: RefSeq, a predicted model, not a curated record